UUCAAUUAGGUCCAGGCAGAGAGGCAGGCAGGCAUCAGCACGGGGACAAGUUGACGGCAACAAGACGCAGUUCAUUCAUUGUUACAGCAGCAGGCACGCUCCGUGGAGCCGCCAGCACUCCUCCUGCAGCCCGGGCAGAGAGUUGCUUCACUUUCCGCCGCCUGUUUCUGAACUUUUCACGGCUGUAACACUAUGGACCCGCUAUGGACGGACACCGGCGCUCCGGUACGGCAUGCAAAUACGUACUCUGACGUCGGCGAUCAUGUGGCUUUUGGCGUAGAUCCUCCUUGUGAUCGCCAAUUUUUUCUUUCCUGUCGCCUGUUGUCUGCUCGGCUAUUGGACCGCCGCGAGAGUGUUUGAAGCACAUUUGUCUCGUUUUUCGUCCGGCAGUCGCUUUGGGGAUUGUACCGCAACCACCUGAGCAUCGCGCCAAAUCGGUGUGCAGGCAGCAUCCUGUCAUGCAGUUCCAGGAGGUCGGCCAGCACUGGAGCUGACACUGUCAGCGAGCCCAGCCUCCACUACACUACAACAGCCCAUCUCUACCAGACCUUCACCUUCCACUGCCCUCCUCUCUCUCCAGCCACUAAUCUCACCCCAGGGAAAGACUGUUCUCCAGACUCCUUGGCUGCUCGCUCCCAUCCCAGAGACUGUCUUGCGCUCCGUGCCUUUCUUGAUAUAAGAGAGAACCCAGGCCUGCAUCUGGGUCCUAGUACAAGCCAGUCCUCCUGGCUAUUUAGACUGUCUAUCCAGCCACCACUCUGUGACAGUAGUCCUGUAUCCUGCAUCCUGGGCACCUCAGCCUCCUUUUAUAUCACCACUGGCCAAGCACAGGCACAAAGUGAGGGCAGCGGUCCACCCAGACGAACCCAGGAUCUACCAUCAUCAUGUCCAGUCGACGGAAGGCCUCCACUCCCUGUAUGAUCCGAGCCGACCAGACCAUGGUGGAGCUGGAUGAUGAGGCAGAGGAAUCACACGACAUGGAGACACCAGCGGAAAACCAUACUGAGGAGGCACCUAUGGAAACAGAUCCCUCAACAGAGGCAGAGCCUUCCGUGGAGUUAAACCCUCCCACAGCUCCAGACAAACCAGCAACCGAGCCACCAGACCUUUCCAAGCCUCAGCGUAGGCAGCAGGGGGGCUACGAGUGUAAAUACUGCCCCUUCUCCACACAGAACCUCAACACUUUCAAAGAACACGUUGACGCCAACCACCCUAACGUCAUCCUCAACCCCCUGUACCUGUGUGCCGUCUGUAACUUCAACACAAAGAAGUUUGACACCCUGACAGAACAUAAUGAGAGGUGUCACCCAGGGGAGAGCAACUUCAAAUUCAAACGCAUCAAAAUGAACAAUCAGACAAUCUUAGAACAGACAAUAGAGGGGUUCAGUAACAGUGCGGUCAUUUACAACACUUCCAGUGCCAUUUCUGGCAAAGGACACGAACUAGGCACUGUUCCCCUCAGCAAACCCACCACAGUCAAGAUCGGUAAACCAAAAAUAAUGUCGUCGGAUAAUAAACGGACAGAGUCUCAGUUGGGCAAACUGACCCCAGAUCUGGGCAAGAAACCAAUCACAGCCCUCAACGUGAACGGAACAGUCAUCAUCCCUGAGUCGACUCUACUCAAAGCAGACGGCCUUUCUCACAUCAUGCCUUCCCUACAGCGGCCUCUAAACUACACCCAGGUGCCGAAGAUCGCAGUGCCCCUCAACACAACCAAAUACAACCCUUCGCUGGACGACAACCUGACACUCAUCUCAUCCUUCAACAAGUUCCCCUACCCGACACAGGCUGAGCUCUCCUGGCUCACCGCAGCCUCAAAACAUCCAGAGGAGCAAAUCAAAGUCUGGUUCACCACACAGAGGCUCAAACAAGGCAUUAGCUGGUCUCCUGAGGAGGUGGAAGAAGCCAGGAAGAAAAUGUUCAAUGGUACAAUCUCCUCCGUGCCUCAGACCUUCACCGUCGUAACUCCUCACCUCAACUCCCAAUCAUUCACCAACCCGUCAAACCAAGCCUCCAAAUCCAUGCAGCCGGGAGCCUCUGUCCUGCAGUCCCUCCCCUGUCAGCUCCUGGGACAGACCAGCCUGGUGCUGACGCCUGUAGCCAACGGCUCCACUGUCACUUGUGCACCACUGGCACUCACCGUGGCUAACCAGGUGGCACAGUCGCUCAAACGACCCCUGGCCUCCCCUGUGAUCGCCACAGAGAGUAAACGACCCUCCAUCAUUCAAACCAUCUCGGCGCCCAUGGUCACAUCCAAACUGGUAUCGCCCAAAGUGCUGAGUUUCACUGUUGACCCCAAUAAAACAGCGGAGCAGCUAUCAGUACUGAGGUCCAGCUACACACAGUGUCCUUUCCCUGAGGAAGAUGAGAUCUACAGGCUGAUAGAGACCACAGGGCUGUCCAGAGGAGAGAUAAAGAAGUGGUUCAGUGAACAGAGGCUUCUUAAUCUCAAAGGUGUUCCACCACCUCCAGUGUUGGUGAAAGCAGAAGUGACGCCAACACCCAAAGAUGGCCCUGUAAAGAAAGCGGUCCCCAGUCAGUUUCCCCUGCUGGAGAGGGUGAAGGGGAAAUCAUCAGAGCAGCUGAAGGCACUGGAGGAGAGUUUUCAGAGAAGCAGCUCUCCAACAGAGGCAGAUCUCGACCAGCUGGCCCAGGAGACCAGACUAUCCAAGACGGAGGUGGACUGCUGGUUUUCAGAGCGCAGGGGUCUGAGGGACAACAUGGAGAAGGCUUUACUCACCAUGGCUUCAAAGAACACAGAGGACAGAGUAGACCGGCCGGGAGCGCUGCUGAACGGGGCAUCUCAUCAUCGGGAGCAGGACGGAAAAUCUCUUCGCUCCUCUCCUCACCCCCCUGUCCUCUCCUCUUCCUCCUCCUCAUCCUCCCCUCCUGUCCUCGCAGCCUCCUCCCCUCAUCCACCAACCCUCUCCUCCUCUGCAUCACCUCCCAUCCUCACUUCAUCAUCCUCCUCUUCUCCCCAUCCUCCCAUCCUGUCAGCCUCCACGAGCCCGGCUCCCAUCUCCAGCCGCUCCCUCGCCCUGCUCAGAGAGAUGUUCUGUCGGACUCAGUGGCCAUCUCCUGAGGAGUAUAGCCAGCUGGAGGUCCAAACAAGCCUUGGACGUACAGACAUUGUCCGCUGGUUCAAGGACCACCGCUCGGCACUGAAGAACGGUGAAACUCUGGACUGGAUGGAAAGUUUCCAAAACCCAAACCCUGUAGAGCAGCAGAAAGCAGGCCAGGAACAAAACGGCCAGAGUUCUGACAAAAACCAGAGUGUUUCCUUGGAAGUCAACACUAUGAAAGUGGAGGAGGCUGGUGAGAACACAGCAGCUGCAGAGCACUCUAAGCUGUCCGACCAAGACAAAGUCCAGUGGUUGACUGACAGAUUAGCCCACAGUGUGUCGGACCUGAGCCGGACCAGACCGGACCAGACCAGCUCUAGCGCUGCCGACAAAGGAAGGUGGGUAAAGGUGACUGUGGCAGUGGGGGAGGAGAGUGAAGGAGGAGAGGAAAGACAGAGGUUGGCAACAGACACCGACGUUCUGACCUUGGAGCAACCUGGGAGGGUCACUGGUUGAUGGUCGAGUAAAUCAUUGACUGCUGAGUCACCGACCACCAUGCAACGACUCAAGAUGACCAAACGUGGAACCAGUGAUGUAACUGUCUGCCUGUGAUGUCAUCACAAAGCGCCAGAGACUUUGGAGUUCCACAGUUGAAGCACUGAUGUGUGAUGCAGAUGCUGACAUUAAGAGGAGUGCCAAAGCUGGACUUGAUGCAUUGUUCUUACUACUACACUUUCUUUCUUUUUUUUUUUUUUUUUUUUAAAAAGAAGAAGCACCCUUGUAAAUAUUUUUCUGUAUUACAAAAAAAAAAGGUUUGUACAGUUUUACUGGGAGGGCAGGUUUUGUUACAUUUUAAAAAAAAAGUGAUUGGUGCCCCAAAACCUGGAAUGUUUUUCUGUUGUUGUUGUUUUAAGAUCAAAGUGUAUAAUAGUUAUUUGCUGAAAAUCAGUCCUAUUUCUUUUUCAUAAAUCAUACCUGCGAACCACUCAUUAUGAGUAGUCUUUGAUGGCACUUGCAUAUAUCCCCGUGGUAGUGAUAGAUAUCUUCAUGCUAGGCCACUUCAUCUCAAACUGUUAGGGAACGGCACCUUCCUUUUUUUCUCCUGCAGCGUCACCUUGACUCAAAAGUGCUAGAGGGGGGGGCAUUUAGAAGGCGUGACAGUGUUCUGGGCAAUAUGAACACAGCUACAACCUCACCGCCGAGAGGCCAGAGAAUGAACAGCCACAUGGGCAGACCAAGAAAAAGACGCAUUAGGGCAAAUGAAUGAAUGGAUGGAUGGAUGGAUGGAUGAAUGAAUGCACUGUACGUCCCAACAUCCAGUAUUUUUUCUAAUCAGCUGGCUCUUGCAUCAGUACCCGAGGCAUGUUUAAGAGGCUUUAACAGCACAGAAUGUUCCUUUUCCUGAUAUAGAAACGAUUAAUUUCACAGAGAAGAGAGUGGAAUGUCUGUGUGAUCGCACCAUGCUGCCUUCUCAGCGCUCUUAUCUGACAUUAGCUGUCUGCUGCAGAACCCGGGUACAGUACAGACUGAUGAUGACUUCAGCAUUUUCACUUCUUUGUUUUGAAAAACUUGAAAUAUUCUUAGCUGAACUUUCCAAGAACAUUUUGGUGAAAGUGUUUCACGCAUGAUAAAAUAUCUGAAGCUCCUUUCAUUUGAGCCAUGUCAGAUAUCCACUUUGCUCAGCUGUGAUCUGUGAACGCAUUUAUUUGUCGUCGCUCUGCGCUCUCUGGCUUUAGGAAGGUCCUUCUAUAUCAGAGCUGGAUUGGGUUUAGUUGAUUUAUGUACAGUCAGUUCAGAACACCUGAAACAGUGGUUCACAAGAGAUGAAUGAUAAAACCUGUGCCGAGUUUCUGAAAAACAGCAAAAAGCAUUUGGAUCAUCACAACAGCCGAAAUUGUCAUGAACCGCUUGCAUGUGCUUCAACAAUUUUCAUUUUAAACGACUCAUUUUCAAAACUGAUUUAAAGGGAUAUCUGUGAUUUAGUGGUCAAAUUGUGAGUGAAAACAGUUCAGUUGAACCGUCAUUUUAAAGUGGUUUGAACAGCAGGUGUAUGGCUGUUUCCUGACUGACUGUCUGUUGCUGCUGCUGAUGCUUUAGUUUCAUGUUCAGACGAGUAUCUGGGAUACUGUACUUUUGGUUGGCUAGAAUGGAAAACCGCUUGCAUUUUCAUUUUCUACUUUAAGUCUGCUGUAACUCAAUAAAUACAGAACCAACUGUAAAA
Messenger RNA from Dicentrarchus labrax (European seabass), 5283 nucleotides. RefSeq names its product zinc fingers and homeoboxes 2a (gene zhx2a). The record is from RefSeq and is a predicted model, not a curated record. The transcript has 13 exons. NCBI's taxonomy places the organism in Eukaryota, Metazoa, Chordata, Actinopteri, Moronidae. Gene Ontology annotation, cellular component: nucleus. Gene Ontology annotation, biological process: regulation of transcription by RNA polymerase II. Bases 885 to 3578 code for a protein of 897 amino acids. Gene Ontology annotation, molecular function: DNA binding; DNA-binding transcription factor activity, RNA polymerase II-specific.